AUUCGAGUUGGAGUUACAAGUUCCGGUGGACGUAGAAAUUGUGUUUUAGAUUGUGAUUAACGUUCAUUGCUCGGGCAAUUUCGACGCGAAGCUAUCAUCAUUGAAUAUUGAAUUAGAUAUAUGAAGUUGUGAAACCGGUUGGUUCGUAAUAACUAAUUUCGUGUGUUUGAGUAUUAUAUUUCGUUUUUACGUAAUUAAAGAGUCGUUAUACGAAAAUGUAUCUACAAUACUUCACGUUUGCUGUUAUUAUCGGUCUCGCACAAUGUCAGUCCACGGAGCCCUCAAUAGCCGAUGCCAUCAACUCCCUGCCUCCAGAACUCCAGGGGAAAGUUGACCAGGCCCAGAUUGAGGCUAUCAGGAACAAGUCAACUGAAGUCUUCAAGGAGAAGUGUGAUAAGAAUGGUGGGCCGGGCGCGUAUGACAAUGCUGAAGCAGCAUUCAAAGAUUUCUCCAAGUGCGUGUCAGCCUUAGUAGAUCCUACAAAAUUGCAAGAAGAAAUCGAAAAUGCAAAACCCAAUGGUCAAGUGGACGAAGUGUUUAAAAGGUACUGCGACAAAACCCCCGACUUCAAGGGCUGUUUCCGCAACAUGACGGACGCGAUCCAGCCUUGCCUCUCUGAGGAGGAGCGCGGGAACAUCAAGACGGUGCACAAUAUUACUGAGCAACUCGCUGAGUUCAUCUGCUUUAAGGAGGGCGAUAGGAUUGCUUUGUUCAUCUCAGAGAAUGGUCCAGAAUGCAUCCAAGAGAAACAGGACGAGAUCCAGCAAUGCUUCAACACCACCAUGGGAUCUAGUUUCAACUUCAACGCGGGAUCCAUAACUGCUGAUAACAUUCCUAUGAUCGUGUUUGGGGAAAAGGAAUGCAAGCAAUUUACGGAGCUCCAAAAGUGCGUGGUCACAACGUUGGAGACAUGCUCAGCGCCCACAUCGGCUAAUAUUGUGGAGUCUCUCUUCAAGUUCGUACUCAAAGGCACACCUUGCAAGGAUAUGGCGGAGGGUAACAAGAGAACUACAAAAGUGGAAGGCAAGAAAGCCAACUCAGCCAAGGGUCUAACCGUCAGUAGCUUAGCUUUGGGCGCGUUAGCCGUUGCAGCUUUAUUCUAAGCCAAAAAACACGACUAUUUCUUCCAUGACAUUCGAUAUUGAGCCCCGUUAUUUCGAUACUGUAAUUAUUAGUUUGGGCUUUAUUAAUGCUGCGCGCAAAAGUGACAAUAGAAGCCAAUUCGACCUAAAUACAGAUGAACAACGAUCUUAAUGUUAAGCUAAAGUAUUAUUACGUAAUUCGUUGAAAUAUGGU
Molecule: messenger RNA, 1296 nt
Organism: Colias croceus (clouded yellow)
Lineage: Eukaryota; Metazoa; Arthropoda; Insecta; Lepidoptera; Pieridae
Product: 27 kDa glycoprotein-like
Exons: 8
Coding region: 216-1103 (295 amino acids)
Source: RefSeq, a predicted model, not a curated record